This is a messenger RNA of Tarenaya hassleriana, 4931 nucleotides long. Its product is annotated as alpha-glucan water dikinase, chloroplastic. The record is from RefSeq and is a predicted model, not a curated record. Gene Ontology annotation, molecular function: ATP binding; kinase activity. NCBI's taxonomy places the organism in Eukaryota, Viridiplantae, Streptophyta, Magnoliopsida, Brassicales, Cleomaceae. The coding region runs from base 240 to 4673 and encodes 1477 amino acids. The transcript has 34 exons. Gene Ontology annotation, biological process: phosphorylation.
CGUUCCUUCUACGUGAUCGAAUCGCGAGACGCCACGUGACAUCGUCUUGGGAUAAAGUGCCGUUUAGAUUCACGUGGGAGUAAGAGCAAAGAGCAAGCAAACGAGUGAACGGAGGCGAGGAGAGCUUCGAUCUCCAGUCACCUGAAAGUAUCAUCGACUCCGUGAUUGUUCAGAAUUCUUAGUGGAUUUCUUUUGGUUGUUGGAUUGAUCCUGAGAAAAAAUAAGAGCAUCAACAAAAUAUGAGUAAUCCCGUGGCUCAUAACUUACUGAACUUAAGUUUGAUUCGUCCUGUGACAUUCGAACAUCAAAACAAGCUCAACUCGUCUUGUGCUCCCACAAAUUCUAUAUAUCAAGCUGCGUGGCCGAAUCAGGCGGCUGGGAAGAUCGGAAAAUCUCAACUGGGUAAAGAGUUUUAUGGAAAAGGUCUUAAUAGGCCAAGGCAGAGAUUAACCACUAAAUCAAGUCGACCUGUUUCGGUUGUUCCACAAGCUGUACUUGCCAUGGAUCCUUCUUCUCAGGCUGCCGAAAAAUUUAGCCUUGACGGAAAUAUUGAAUUACAGGUUGAAGUCACUCCUACAACUAUAAGACAAGUAAAUAUUCAGAUUACGCAUAGCAGUGAAUCACUGCUUCUACACUGGGGUGCAAUACGUGACAAAAAGGAAAAGUGGGUGUUUCCUUCUCGCUUUCCAGAUGGAACAAAAAACUACAAGAACAGAGCACUUAGAACUCCCUUCUUGAAAUCUGGUGCCCAUUCCUACCUUAAGUUAGAGAUAGAUGAUCCUGCCAUACAAGCUAUAGAGUUUCUUAUAUUUGAUGAAGCUCGAAAUAAAUGGUUUAAAAAUAAUGGUCAGAAUUUUCAUAUAAAAUUACCUACGGAGCGAUUUGGUACAAAUGGUCAGAAGCUGGAACAGAAUAUUUCUGUUCCUGAAGACCUGGUACAAAUUCAAGCAUAUAUUAGAUGGGAACGCAAGGGUAAACAAAAUUACACUCCUGAGCAAGAGAAGGAGGAGUAUGAAGCUGCUCGAAUGGAGCUGCUGGAGGAAAUAGCGAGAGGUGCUUCUGUGGAGGACCUUCGAGCAAAGCUGAUGAAGAAAGAUGAUACUAGUGGCUCCAAUGAAACUAAGGGGAAUUCAGUUCACGGACAAAAGACUAAGAUACCAGAUGAUCUUGUACAGAUACAAGCAUAUAUACGGUGGGAGAAGGCGGGUAAACCGACAUAUUCACCAGAGCAAGAACUCAGGGAAUUUGAAGAAGCGAGGCUGGAGUUACUAUCUGAAUUGGAGAAAGGUGUGUCUCUUGAUGAUAUACACAAAAAGAUUGUCAAGGGGGAGAUACAAACUAAAGUUUCCAAGCAGUUGAGGCAAAAAAAAUAUUUCAGUGUUGAGAAAAUUCAGCGCAAGGCAAGGGACUUGAAUCAGCUUAUCUGCAAGCAUACUGGUAAACUUGAUGAACCAAAACCCUCACUCGAGCCACGGGCGUUGACUACUAUUGAACUAUAUGCCAAAGCAAAGGAAGAACAGGAAACCACUCCUAUCUUCUGCAAGAAACAUUUCAAGCUUGGAAGCAAUGAGAUUUUGGUUCUUGUGACUAAGCUUGCUGAGAAGAUGAAAAUUCAAAUUGCAACGGAUUUCCAAGAGCCGGUUACUGUUCACUGGGCUUUGUCUCAGAAGGGUGGAGAGUGGUUGGAGCCACCUUCAGCCAUACUGCCACCAAAUUCUGUACCAGUAAAGGGCGCUGUGGAUACACAACUAACGGCUACUUCAGCUGAUCUGCCUAGUCCAGUUCAAACCCUUGAGCUGGAGAUAGAUGGUGAUAGUUAUAAAGGCAUGCCGUUUGUUCUCAAUGUUGGUGAACAGUGGAUAAAAAACAAUGGCUCUGAUUUUUAUGUGGAUUUUGUUCAAGAAGCAAAGCAAGUUCAGAAGGAUGCUGGUGAUGGCAAGGGUACGGCCAGGGUUUUAUUGGACAAAAUUGCGGAGAUGGAAAGUGAGGCCCAGAAGUCUUUCAUGCAUCGGUUCAACAUUGCAGCAGAUCUAGUGGAUGAAGCAAAAAGUGCUGGUAAACUGGGCUUUGCAGGGCUUCUGGUCUGGAUGAGAUUUAUGGCUAUAAGACAGCUCGUGUGGAACAAAAACUACAACGUUAAGCCACGUGAGAUUAGCAAAGCACAGGAUAGGCUAACCGACAUUCUCCAAGAUGUAUAUGCAAAUUAUCCAGAGUACAGAGAACUUUUAAGGAUGAUAAUGUCCACUGUUGGCCGAGGAGGUGAAGGAGAUGUUGGGCAACGGAUCCGAGACGAAAUUCUAGUCAUCCAGAGGAACAAUAACUGCAAGGGUGGGAUUAUGGAGGAAUGGCAUCAAAAGUUGCAUAACAACACUAGUCCUGAUGAUGUCAUCAUCUGUCAGGCACUGAUUGAUUACAUAAAAAGUGAUUUUGACAUUAGUGUUUACUGGAAGACCUUGAAUGACAACGGCAUAACGAAAGAACGUCUCUUAAGUUAUGAUCGUGCCAUACAUUCUGAACCAGAUUUUAAAAGGGACCAAAAGGAGGGUCUUCUGCGUGAUCUUGGCCACUACAUGAGGACUUUAAAGGCUGUCCAUUCUGGUGCAGACCUUGAGUCGGCUAUAGCAAAUUGCAUGGGCUACAGCGCUGAGGGUCAAGGUUUCAUGGUUGGGGUGCAGAUAAAUCCUAUUUCAGGGUUGCCUUCCGGAUAUCCGGACUUGCUCCGGUUUGUCUUAGAACAUAUCGAAGAUAGAAAUGUAGAAGCACUUCUUGAGGGUUUGCUUGAAGCACGUCAAGAAUUAAGAUCCCUGCUGCUGAAGCCCCGUGACCGUCUCAAGGAUCUCUUAUUCUUGGAUCUUUCUCUUGAUUCUACCGUCAGAACAGCCAUUGAAAGAGGAUACGAGGAAUUAAAUGAUGCAGGACCUGAGAAAAUUAUGUACUUCAUCAGCCUAGUGGUUGAAAAUCUUGCCCUUUCAUCGGAUGAUAAUGAGGAUCUUAUCUACUGCUUGAAGGGUUGGCAAUUUGCCAUCAACAUGUUCAAAGGCAAAAAAGAAAGUUGGGCUCUGUAUGCAAAAUCAGUUCUUGACAGAACCCGACUGGCACUUGCAAGCAAAGGCGAGUGGUACCAUCAAGUUUUGCAACCAUCAGCUGAGUAUCUUGGAUCACAUCUUGGAGUGGAUCAAUGGGCUGUUAACAUAUUUACUGAAGAGAUAAUUCGAGCUGGAUCAGCUGCAGCAUUAUCGUCGCUUCUUAAUCGACUAGACCCAGUUCUUAGGCAGACUGCUCAUUUGGGAAGUUGGCAGGUUAUAAGUCCUGUAGAGGUGGUCGGAUAUGUCACUGUUGUGGAUGAACUUCUCGAUGUACAGAAUAAGACCUAUAACAGGCCUACGAUUAUAGUGUCAAACCGAGUGAAAGGAGAGGAAGAAAUUCCUGAUGGUGCAGUGGCUGUGCUGACACCUGACAUGCCGGAUGUCCUAUCUCAUGUCUCUGUUCGAGCAAGAAAUUGCAAGGUCUGCUUUGCUACGUGUUUUGAUUCUGGUAUUAUGUCUGAUCUCCAAGCAAAAGAUGGGAAAUUGUUGAAACUACAGCCAACUUCUGCAGAUGUGAUCUAUAGGGAGCUAAGCGACAGCGAGCUUUUGAGUCCAGGUUCAGUGAAAACAAAAGAAGAUGAUGUUCCAUCAACCAUUACUUUGGUCAAGAAGCAGUUUGGAGGUAGAUACUCCAUAUCCUCGGAGGAGUUCACAAGUGAAAUGGUCGGUGCUAAAUCGAGAAAUAUCGGGUAUCUAAAAGGGAAAGUUCCUUCAUGGAUUGGUAUCCCAACUUCAAUUGCCCUGCCAUUUGGUGUUUUUGAGAAGGUUCUCUCCGAAAAGGCGAAUCAGGGAGUCGCUGAGAAAUUGCAAGUAUUGAAGAAACGUCUUGAAGAUGGGAACCAUGGUGCUCUAAGGGACAUCCGAGAAGCAGUUUUGGACCUGGUUGCACCCACAAAUCUGGUUGAAGAAUUGAAAGGAACGAUGCAAAGCUCUGGAAUGCCAUGGCCUGGUGCUGAAGGUGAACAGAGAUGGGAGCAAGCUUGGACUGCCAUAAAGAAGGUCUGGGCUUCAAAAUGGAACGAGCGAGCGUACUUCAGCACGAGGAAAGUGAGACUGGAUCAUGAUUAUCUCUGCAUGGCUGUCUUGGUUCAAGAAAUUGUCAACGCGGAUUAUGCAUUCGUCAUUCACACAACCAACCCAUCUUCAGGAGAUUCAUCAGAGAUAUACGCCGAGGUCGUCAAGGGACUUGGCGAAACCUUAGUAGGAGCAUAUCCGGGCCGUGCUCUCAGUUUCAUCGCCAAGAAGAGCAACCUCGAUUCCCCUCAGGUGCUGGGAUAUCCGAGCAAGCCUAUUGGACUAUUCAUAAGGCGUUCCAUUAUCUUCAGAUCCGACUCAAACGGUGAAGAUCUCGAAGGUUACGCUGGUGCAGGGCUCUACGACAGUGUACCAAUGGAUGAAGAAGAAGAGGUCGUUCUUGAUUACACAACCGACCCUUUGAUCACUGACGAGAAUUUCCAGAAAAGGAUACUAUCGAGCAUAGCUCGGUCUGGAGAUGAGAUAGAGAAGUUGUACGGAUCUCCCCAAGAUAUCGAAGGCGUUAUCAGAGACGGGAAGCUCUACGUUGUCCAAACCCGACCCCAAAUGUGAGACUGAACUCUUUGGAAUCCUGUCAGUCAGAUUCUCCAAAACGGUCUUCGGUAAUAACGCUCCCUUUCCACUGAACUUUCUCUUGCACCUCUGUUUCUCUAAGGUGUCUUGCUCUUUUGAUUUCCACUUCAAGUUAAUACGUAUUUGUGAAAUGCAAGUAUACAAACAUGAACAUUGAAAAUACAUACAUACAUACAUACGGUAUUACACGAAUAUUUGGUGUCGCAAAAUUCUGUUUUUCUUUGUCGUUUGAUUACU